Protobothrops mucrosquamatus (brown spotted pit viper) is the source of this 3242-nucleotide messenger RNA. RefSeq names its product aldehyde dehydrogenase family 3 member B1. Bases 1 to 2349 code for a protein of 782 amino acids. The record is from RefSeq and is a predicted model, not a curated record. Gene Ontology annotation, biological process: aldehyde metabolic process. Gene Ontology annotation, molecular function: aldehyde dehydrogenase (NAD+) activity. NCBI's taxonomy places the organism in Eukaryota, Metazoa, Chordata, Lepidosauria, Squamata, Viperidae. The transcript has 10 exons. Gene Ontology annotation, cellular component: cytoplasm.
AUGGGGUUUUUGCUAAUGAGGCUGCUCCUAACUCAGGCACUGUGCCCAUGGGACAUUGCUCUCAAUCAGGUUUUCAUGCCGCUACUAGGCACUGCGCCAAUGGGACAUUGCUCUCAAUCGGCUUCUUACGCCGAUCCGGUGGAUUCUACUCCACCGUGGAACUCUGGCUCGGGUCUACCAGAACAGGCCAGCCUUCACGAACCGGCUCUACCCAUAUCAGACGGGUCACACAGCCCCGGUCUGCCGAGCCUGGCAGCGGAAGAAAUAGUGCCAAGUGUAUUUCUAGGACAGUCAGACAUAAGACAACGCAAAAUCCAGGACAUAGCCAGGCAGUCUGAAGAAGACCAGCAAGAAGACCAGCAAGAACACAAAGGCCAUGAAAUUCCUCUUGAAGAUGAAAGAAUCAAGGGCGCUGGGAGUUUGGGGAGACAAACUAUCAGAAAGCAGAGCAAGCUUGAGGAAAGGACCAGCCAAGAAGGUAGCAUGCAGAGAAGCAGCUCAAGACAUCACAAAGUGAAGCACCGAGAUGCUGAUGCUGAUUUUUCAGGGCAUGAUAGCAGAAGACAAGACAACAGACAACCUCAAGAAUCCCCAAGUGGGAACACACAGAGUGGCUUCUCAGGGGAAUCCAAUCCAAUGUCCCGCCAUCCCCAGGACACUGAUUUUUCAGUGCAUGAUAGCAGAAGACGAGACAACAGACAACCUCAAGAAUCCCCAAGUGGGAACACACAGAGUGGCUUCUCAGGGGAAUCCAAUCCAAUGUCCCGCCAUCCCCAGGACGCUGAUUUUUCAGUGCAUGAUAGCAGAAGACAAGACAACAGACAACCUCAAGAAUUCCCAAGUGGGAACACACAGAGUGGCUUCUCAGGGGAAUCCAAUCCAAUGUCCCGCCAUCCCCAGGAUGCUGAUUUUUCAGGGCAUGAUAGCAGAAGACAAGACAACAGACAACCGCAAGAAUCCCCAAGUAGGAACACACAGAGUGGCUUCUCAGGGAAAUCCAGUCCAAUGUCCCGCCAUCCCCAGGACACUUCCAGCGAAUGCCGAGAUUCAAAAAGUACAAACCCCUAUGCUGACCUAGUGCACGGCUUACGUGCUACCUGGAUGACAGGAAAGACACGUCCUAAGGAGUAUCGAGUCCACCAACUGGAGGGCCUGUGCCACUUUCUGGAAGAAAGGCAUGCAGAUAUCCAGCGUGCCAUGUGUGCAGACCUACACAAGGUAACACUGCUGGAUUGUGCAUUCGUUCGCAGGGAUCCAUAUGGUGUGGUGCUGAUCAUUGGAGCCUAUAACUUCCCUAUCCAGCUUACUUUGUUGCCCCUUGUGGGAGCCAUUGCAGCUGGGAAUUGUGUGAUUCUCAAGCCUUCAGAGGUGAGCAGCUACACUGAAAAGCUCCUUGCAGAAGCAUUGCCUUGUUAUUUGGAUCAGCAAACCUUUGCUGUGGUGACAGCUGGUCCUGAAGAAACAGGAAAAUUACUGGAAAAUAAGUUUGAUUAUAUCUUCUACACAGGGAAUCAUCGUGUAGGAAAGAUCGUCAUGACUGCUGCAGCAAAACAUCUGACACCAUUGACUCUGGAGCUGGGAGGUAAAUGUCCCUGUUAUGUGGAUAAGUCCUGCAAUUUCCAGAAUGCAGCCAACCGAAUUGUAUGGGGAAAAUUCAUCAAUGCUGGACAGACGUGUGUUGCACCAGAUUAUGUGAUCUGUACAACUGAAACACAAGAGCAGUUGCUGCCUUGCCUGCACCAAGCUAUCUGUGAAUUUUUUGGCAAAGAUCCCAAGAAGUCACCUGAUCUUGCCCGCAUGGUCAAUGACAGGCAUUUCCAGCGCGUCCGAGCUUUGCUGGAAUGUGGCCAGGUGGCCAUUGGUGGAGAGACCGAUGAGUGUGAGCGUUAUAUUGCUCCCACAGUGUUGGUGGAUGUGAAAGAAUGGGACCCAGUCAUGCAAGAGGAGAUUUUUGGGCCCAUCCUGCCAAUAUUCAUUGUGAGAGAUAUUAAGGAAGCCAUAGACUACAUCAAUUGUGGAGAACGUCCACUAGCUGUGUAUGCCUUCUCCUCUGACUCCAAGGUUGUGAACCAGGUACUGGAUUGUACUAGCAGUGGUACCUUUUGUGGUAAUGAUACCCUGAUGCAAGCAAUAUCGGUUUCCCUACCAUUUGGUGGCAUUGGACUCAGUGGAAUUGGCAAAUACCAUGGCAAGUUUACUUUUGAUACAUUUACUCACCCACGGGGCUGUCUGUUGCGUUGCAUGGGCCUGGAGAUGAUGAACAAAAUGCGCUACCCACCAUACAACAAUACAAAAUUGAGAGCAAUGGUCUGUGCUUUGGAGAUCAGGCGCAGUAUGCUGCAUUCUUAAGGAUCUUCAAUCAAGAAUUUUGGUGUAGUUGAGAGAUUUUUUCCUUUAUCGGUUGGCUCUAGAAUUUUGCCUCAACACCUUCAAAGAUCCUUGAAAAACACUCUCUGUUUGGCAAAUCUUAUUUUCACCAUCUUUGCAUCUUAUAACUUUUCUUUAUCCUGUAUCAGCUUCUAUAAAUUCAAUAUUUAGUAGUGGUUAGAAAACGUAGGGACAUCCUCCAUUUCUCUUUGCACAGUUUUGGGUAUAGAACAUAUCUUCAUUUCCAGCAAGGACUAAUUAUACAAUUAAUUAAUAUUUCUGUGUAAAAUUUCAUCUUGAUUUUAACACAUAAAGCCAAUUCUGCUUCAAAAUUUACAAGCAUCAGAUUCUUUGCUAAAAAUAGACAAGUACAGUUCCUCUUUAUAGUGGAGCAAUCAUUCUGAUUAAUAUUUUUGUACAAUAAGGCUAGCAUCAUGGAUGGUCUUUGUAAAAUAAUCAAACUAUUUGUUUGUGAAUAUUUAAAUAUUGGAGCCAUUAAAAAAAUUAAUUCUCAAAGAAAUUCAAAGCUAAGCUAAUGCAGGUUGUUAUUCAUAAAUAUAUUCUGUCAACAAUGCAUUUUCUAUAUUUGGAUGCUUUAAAACUCAGACAUGCCCUCCUUAAUUAUAUUUCCUUCAAUAUAUUUCUCUACAGUUACAGUUCAGAUUCAUUAUUCUAUCAGUGAUUUCUAUACUACUCAGCACAAAGCAUAAUAAUUUAGAAGUAUAGUAUGUCCUAUCAAGCUCAGAGAUUUAUUUUUAUGUAAAUCUGCUAAUUGCAAACUUACUGAGAUUUCCUGCAACCUUGCAUUUUCAGGUAAAUGUUUUGCUUCUGUAAUAAAUAUCUUGCAUCAAAACUUGCAAAUAGAUGUCUAAUUA